AGAGAAGCCGCACGGCGCACACGGCGCUAUCCGCACUCCGCAGUCGAACCACGAUCUCCUAGCAUAAUCGGCAGCGUUCACAUCACACUAGUUCAAAGCGUUGUUAGUAGUUGUAGCAGCGUUCUUGGCUAGGGAGGAAUUCACCCGAAUUUUGGAAUUGUUCCGUUCAUCUUUGAACCGUUGGCUUUGAGAGGCACAUUUCAGCCUACGACAUUGGCAUUGGCAUUUCGCAAAACUCGCAUUCGCAUCGUGAUCUUCAGACAACGACGCAGGUUUAUAAGCGCAUUUUUUAGAAUCGGCUUUGACCAUCCUGGUAAUAGGAAUGGAUCCUAAAAGAUCGCCAACAUUGGGCCUGUGGUUCAACAACUAUAAGUUGGACGCACUAAUUGAAGAUGAGGUUGCCUUUCUCGACAAAAACAGAGAAACCUGCAAGGGAAUCAUCGCCAAGCAGGAUAUUGUUUUCUGGACAAAAGCUUUAAUCACAUUCAGAGAUGCGAUGAUGGAAGUGUAUGGCAACUUUUACCUGUUUGAGUCUACUGACCUGGUGUUUGUCGAACUCCUGCGAAAGCUUUGUGGCAAGAAAGGACCAGCCAAAAUGCUCACUUACUUGUCAGACGUUGCUAGCAUGGAGAGCAAAUUCCAAACUCCUUCACUCCUUGACAAUAUUGAGCGAUUGGGUCACAAAGAUACGUCAAACAAGCUUUAUGGACAUUUACUUCCUCAAAAAUUGGAAAAGUUAUUUCGUGAAUACAGUAAGGGAGUUCUCAGUCCUGCCGAGCAGCUUGAAGUGAAAGACCAAGUUGUUCAAGUCUGCAGCAUUUCCAGUCGUACUGCAGCUUUUAUUGUCCAGCUUCUGCAAAGUCUUCUGAAGGGCGAGUCUCCCCUGCAAGGCUGGAAAAUGCCAGAUGUGUGGCGCCAGAAGACCUGGCAACCCAAAGAACUGGAGGAGUACUUGAAGGACAAAUGGAGGGAUGACCUGGCCAAGAUCGUCUUGCAGGUACCGCAAAAGGACAUUGCCUGGUGGAAUAAGAAGAAGCAGAAGGUUCUUCCUGAAAGCGAGACCAUCUCGACGGAGAACAUGUUCAGUCUGAAAAUGAUGGAGACUAUGCCUUGGAAACCAGAAACCUGUUCAAAAUUGCCUCCCUGCUUGGCCGACGAAGAGUGGGAAAGUGUGUUUGACGUCUUAAGACGGCAUGUUCCUAAUAACAAACUACCGUUUGAGGCUUUUCCUUCAGACAGACUUGUCAAGUUGAAAUUUGAGUGUUUCCAACUGGCCGUUCCUCCUGUCUUGGCCUUGAAAUAUCACAAGAGGAAACUGGAUGGACAGCACAGCCUGUGCAUCUCGGCCUGGUUUGCUUCUUGGUGUUUGCUGCUCUCUGGAAGUGAACUGAUGCGUCAUGUGAGAGCCACCUCUCCAACUGGCAAAUGCGCCAACUUUGAAAAUCAAACUCACCUUUUGGCCAUCAAACAGACUCUGAUGCACUGGAAUGUGCCUAAAGCUUUGAAGCCCGAAGACUGGAUUUCCAAUGUGAGCGAUUUUCUCGAGUGCAAUUCAGUUCAAAGGCAGUUUUACUCAAACUACACCAUCCGGCAGCAGUGGUUCGCAGUUGCCCUAUCUGCUAUUCUCAAGUUUGAGUUGCACACUGCUCCUCUCAGAUUCUGGCCAGUGCCAGCAAAACAUGCAGAGGCUGUUACGGAAGUGCUCUCUUUUGUCAAAAUGAUCAAAGAGCUCAUCUUGCUAGGCAUUUAUGUGCAUGAAAGCAACUUGUACGAGGAAAUCAAUGCAUACUUUGUAACCAUAUCACCGACUGUGACCAACUGCAUCAAACUCAUCAGCAGUAAUGACUGGACCGAGUGCUUGCGCAACCUUGCGGCAAAGUGCUCACUUUCAAGCAAGGGCAAAUUCGUCAGUGUCCCUAGCUAUGAUCUCGACAAAGAUGUUAGCAAGUUUUACUCCCAACAUCCUUGGAACUUUCUCUACUAUAUUGAUUUACAUUUGAAGAAACCUGAUUGCAAUGAAAUGCUUGUAAGCAAGACUGCGGUGAGCAUUUUAAACCAAUGGAGGAACCCUGAAAAGUCAGUAGGGACCUGGUCCUACACCCCCAAUUUUCAUGGAUUGUUGAACAACACUGCCUACAGUUUGGUCAGAGACAGUGGUUGGAGCAAGAAGGGAAAAUUUGUGAAGGAAAUUGUUGGAGUAAUUACCCACAUGCAAUUCGUCCCUUGGGAAGAUAAACCAAGAAUCAUGCAUACUGAGCUUGACACUGAUAAGUUUGAUAAACCGAUUAGUGCAAUGCAAGAUGGUGACUAUGGCAAGAUGGAAUUAAUUGGAAAGAUCGGUUGCCACUGCUUGGUUUUGCUUAGUGCUGGGCACAGGUGCAAAAUGCUUCUAGGAAGCAAAAAAGAGAACUUGAUUGCUACUCUUGUUCGCCAAUCUUACCAACUCUUUGAGUUGGAGCACCUGUAUAGAAUUGCGCUUCUUGUUGGAAACCUCUGUGAUUUUAUACCGGAGGCUCCGAUUAACGAAGGCAAGGAAUCCAAUUACUCAGCUUUGAUCAGCUCCAUCAAACAGCUAAAGGUGCAACAAACGGGUGUGCCUGAUCCAUUUGCCACAAGAAAAGAGUGGAUCAUGGAAGACGUCCCGUGCAUGUUUGAGUUUGGCCCCAAAGACUGCAAAUAUUGGCUCAAGAAGACCUUGUCAGCCCAGUUGAAGGUGAUUUUCAAGGAGGCGUCUGAAGGAAAAAGUGUUCCGGCCCACACACCCAUCAUGCAAUAUCUCCUCCCUAGCUACUUUGGUCUGCUGGAUAGCGAUGGUCUUAGCCGUCAAGGAAAAUCUUUACUUUUUAGUGUGCUUGUUAAGCUGCUACAAAAAUAUCAAAAAUACCCGUUGCCUGAGGUUCCUUCCAGCGAGCUUUCAAUCUCACUUUUAAAGAGCAACACAUUGGCUAUUCAAAAUAAGCUUCUGCAAAUCACCUUUGGCACCAUUGACUUUUUGAAGGGAAAAUUCAGCCAAAACCUCAUGGAGGUUUUCAGCAGUAUGAAUUGGUGUUUUGACACACCUCAGCAAACUAUGGCAUUUUGCAAAAACAUGAGGGCCAGUGCAUCAAAAAUCUUCCAAGAGCAGCUUGGCACAAAUUUACAGAUCUUCUUUGACACAUGCAUAAAUGAAUCAGAGAUUAAGAAGUACACAAAAUUGAAUACCUGCAAUUCCCCCAAAUUGGAUCGUCUGGUUACCCUCAACCGGGCAACACUCACUAUGAUGAUUGUAAUAAACCACGAACAAAGUUUUGAUCAUGGUUCAGAGUUCAGAAAUGUGAUGUCCCAAUUGAGCAUUGCUGAGAAAGAGGCGCAUUGCUGGAGGAGCCUUCUCUAUUUGAGGACUUCCAAAUUUGCCCCAAGCGAUAACCAAGAUGGACAGUUUAUUGAAGAUGCCUUUGGAGUGUUGUUCAAUGUGUGGAAGUUUCUUCGUAGAGCCAGAGAAUUGGUCAAGAAUCUGAAGACUACCAAGAGUAAGUUGGAAGAUAGUAACUAUGGAAAAGCAGUGAGAGCCUUCAUGGCAGGAAAAUUGGAUGAAGCCGAGAUUCACUUGCAAUUUCGCUCUGCACCACUGCCUAAAAAAGAGGAGUCUCCUAAACACUUUGCUUCAAUUGAAGAGGAAGAAGAGGCCAAAAAGGAAUUUGAAAAUGCAAUGAAAAAUGUUUUUGAGGACCUCUUUGCUGUUGAUCACGAGACAGCAAGAAUGAUGAGUGAAAACAUUUUCCAGGAAGGCCUAAAAAAAACAUGCACCUGCUCGUGUUGCCCAGCAAAUAUUGAGAAUGAAGACGAAGAUAAUUCGUCGGAGAGCACCAGUGCUUGUGCUGAUGAGAAGACAUCAAAGUGCAAGAAAUUCUUGAAGCCCACCAAAGAAGUUUUGAAGGUUUUGGAGCAGCAAACAAAAGAUAAGGAGCGCCGCACUUGUCAUGUAUGCAAAAAGAAGGAAUCCAACAAAUUGAAUUACAUUACCUGCAGUGAAUGUGCCAAAACUGAUUUCCCUGAUGUCAACUACUAUUGCUCCAAAGCUUGCGAGAAGAAAGCUUGGGAAACAUACCAUGAGGAGGACCAUCUUCUCCAUGAGCUGGAGAAGUCGUAUUAUGGCACAGAAGGUCGGGAUAGAAGCAAAUAGAAAGAGCAGUAAAUUUUUCACUUUUUUUUUAUACCUAGAGUUUUAGGCCCUAAAUUUUCGGGCCCAGAAUAGAUUCAUCGAUAAUUGGUCAGAAGACCUGUUGAUAAAUAUGACUAAUAUUUUGUACUGGAUUCAAUAAAAUUGAAGAAAUACAUUUACACAACGUGGUACUUUG
Molecule: messenger RNA, 4337 nt
Organism: Neocloeon triangulifer
Lineage: Eukaryota; Metazoa; Arthropoda; Insecta; Ephemeroptera; Baetidae
Exons: 20
Coding region: 323-4162 (1279 amino acids)
Source: RefSeq, a predicted model, not a curated record